UCGUUUGGUCUUGUUCUGGUUCCAGCUGUUACUUAAACCCUCUCUUUCUCUGUCUCUGGUCUUAGCUUUCGCCUUUGGAUUUUUUUUUUUCUUCUCUAUUCCACCAGCUAUCUACUAGUUUGGGAUUUUUGUUAGACACCACCUAGCUUGUUUGAUCCUUUCCAGCUUCGAGUUCCUACGAAUCUGAGAAUUUUGGAGGUGAUUUGGAAGAAGAAAAGGGAAGCGGAGGAGAAGAGGAUGCCGGAUCCGAUUCCAAGCUGCUUCCGGGGCGGCGCGGCCGGGCGCCUGCCGGCGUCGACGGCGGCCGGGCCUAGCCUGACGACUUCGGUCUACGAGACCCACCUCGGCCUCGCCGCCCUCUCCUGGUCCCGCACCGUCUUUGGCCUCUCCCUUCGCGCGGACCUUCGCUUCGGCCGCGGCGGAGCCGCAGCGGUAGCGGAGGAGGAGGACGAUGACGACGAGGAGACCUUCCGGUUCCACGUCCGGCCGUGGCUGUUCUGGAAGCGGAGGGGGUCGAAGUGGUUCCACCUCAAGGACCACCGCCAGCACCGGACGGUGGAGUUCUCGUGGGACCUGACUCGGGCACGGUUCCCCACCGGCGGCGGCCCCGAGCCAUCCUCCAGGUACUUCGUCGCCGUGGCGGUGGACGGCGAGAUGCUUCUCGUCGCGGGCGAUCUCUUGGAGGAGGCCUACAGAAAGAGCAAAGCCGGGAGGGGCAAUAGCUCGAACCCGAUCCUGAUCUCGAGAAGGGAGCACGUAGUCUUAGGGGACUCCGGCGACGGGAGAUCGUACAAGACGAUGGCGCGGUUCGGGGGGGAAGAGAGGGAGAUCUCGAUCGAUCUUGGAACAAAGGAGAGGGAGAGGGAUGUAGGGAUGUUGUUGGGGGUCGACGGGAAGAGAGUCCUCCAGGUGCGGCGGCUCGGGUGGAAGUUCCGGGGGAGCGAGCGGGUGGAGGUGGAGGGCGGCACCCGGAUCCAAGUCUCGUGGGACCUCCACAACUGGCUUUUCCAGCCCAAGGACGAGCCCCCCGCCACCGCCUCCACCGCCGCGGCGGCGGCCGAGCUCGGGCACGCCGUGUUCGUCUUCCGGUUCGAGCGAGAGGCCGGGGAGGAGGGGCAUUUCGGGAAGGAAGGCUUCGGCGGUCCAGCGAGGACCGUGUGCUGCAAGGGGAUGGGGGGUUAUACGCGGAAGAACCGGAAUUGGAGCGAGAGCAGCAGUGGCGGGGGUGGCGAGGGGAAGAGGAGCAGGCGGAGGAAGAAAAGUUUGUUGAAGACGAGCUCCUCGUCGUCAUCCUCGUCGGCGUCGUCGGCAAGCAGCUCGACGGUGAUGGAGUGGGCGAGCCCCGAAGAGGCGGCGCUGCAGAGCGCCGACGGGUUCUCGCUCUUGGUCUACGCCUGGAAGAGCUAGCAGGGGUCUUUUGGGAAUGACCGGAUGGUGGAUUUUUUUUUUUUUUUUGCCCAAGCCUUUAUAUCUCUUCUAUUUAUAAUAUUUUGGGCUUUUCUGGUGGAUUUCUCUGUUUCAUUUUUAAUGUAAUUUGUGGUUUUUAUUUUUUAUUUGGAAAAGAUAAAUAUCAAACUGACUCAUUUGUUCAUGGAUAUAGGCAUAUUGUUUAAUAAAGAAACAAAAGAAUGUGGUGAGAACUAGUAGAUUCAAUACUGACUCCUUUUUGGUAUAGAAUGAAUACUGCAUUCGUUGAGUGAAUAAGAGAAUAUAUAAAUAUGAUUGAUUU
Molecule: messenger RNA, 1729 nt
Organism: Elaeis guineensis (African oil palm)
Lineage: Eukaryota; Viridiplantae; Streptophyta; Magnoliopsida; Arecales; Arecaceae
Source: RefSeq, a predicted model, not a curated record